AUGGAAAGGACCAACUGGACAACUGAACUUGAGUUCAUUCUGCAGGGACUUUCUGAGUGCCCCAGAAUUGAAAAGGUCCUUUUUGUGAUAUGCUUGGUGAUGUAUCUAGUAACCCUCCUCGGGAACAGCACCUUGAUCACCCUAACGCUCCUGGAUUCCUGCCUCCACACGCCCAUGUACUUCUUCCUUGGUAAUCUUUCCUUUUUAGACAUCUGGUUCACCUCCUCUUUUAUCCCUUCAAUGCUGAUACACUUCCUAUCAGAGAACAAGACCAUAUCCUUCAUGAGAUGUGUUGUUCAAAUGUCUGUCUCUUAUGCUAUGGGGUCCACAGUGUGUGUGCUCCUGGCAGUGAUGGCAUUUGACUGUUACAUGGCCACCUGCAACCCUCUGAGGUACCCCAGAGUCAUGAGCAAGUCCCUGUGUGUCCAGAUGGCGGCUGGGUCCUGGGCACUAGGCUUUCUCAACUCACUGACAGAAACUCUGCUCACCGUACGGUUGGCCUUCUGUGGAAGAAAUGUCAUUAAUCAUUUUACUUGUGAAAUAUUGGCCUUUAUCAAGCUGGCUUGCACAGAUAUUACCUUGAAUGAGAUUGUAAUCAUGCUGGGCAACGUAAUAUUUUUGCUUACUCCAUUACUGCUGACUUGUAUCUCCUACAUGUUCAUCCUUUCUACUGUACUGAGAAUCAAUUCAGCUGAAGGAAGAAAAAAGGCUUUUUCCACCUGCUCAGCACACAUGACAGUGGUGACUCUGUAUUAUGGGACAAUCCUCUUCAUGUACAUGAAGCCAAAGUCCAAAGACCCCACUUCUGACAAACUGAUUGCUCUGUUCUAUGGAAUUGUCACUCCAGUGCUGAAUCCUAUCAUUUAUAGCCUGAGGAACAUGGAGGUGCAUGGGGCUGUGUGA
Choloepus didactylus (southern two-toed sloth) is the source of this 903-nucleotide messenger RNA. RefSeq names its product olfactory receptor 13D1-like. Gene Ontology annotation, biological process: G protein-coupled receptor signaling pathway. NCBI's taxonomy places the organism in Eukaryota, Metazoa, Chordata, Mammalia, Pilosa, Megalonychidae. Gene Ontology annotation, molecular function: olfactory receptor activity; G protein-coupled receptor activity. The record is from RefSeq and is a predicted model, not a curated record. The transcript has a single exon. Gene Ontology annotation, cellular component: membrane. Bases 1 to 903 code for a protein of 300 amino acids.